Sphaerulina musiva SO2202 is the source of this 888-nucleotide messenger RNA. RefSeq lists its product as uncharacterized. The transcript has a single exon. The coding region runs from base 1 to 888 and encodes 295 amino acids. Lineage: Eukaryota; Fungi; Ascomycota; Dothideomycetes; Mycosphaerellales; Mycosphaerellaceae. The record is from RefSeq and is a predicted model, not a curated record.
AUGCCUCCCAAACAGAAAUCCGUGCUCGACAAGAUUCGCGCAGAUCAGGCCAAAUUACGAGCUGCUCUAGCCGUUGUCAAGGGCAGCGCAUACAGUCGACUCGAAGAGCAGAAUGCGAAACUAAGGCGGACGGCUGUGCAUUCCCGUCCAGUCGCAAACUCCUCACCACGCCCCCGCAACGUCGUCUCGAAGCCAGAGGUAGCAACAAAGGUUGGUACGAAGCCAUCGGCGAACGAGGUUGUCUCGAAGCCAGUGGUAGAGCUACCGACAAAGGUUGGUACGAAGCCAUCGGCGAACGAGGUUGUCUCGAAGCCAGUGGUAGAGCUACCGACAAAGGUUAGUACGAAGCCAUCGGCGAACAAAGUUGUCUCGAAGUCAGAGGUGGAGCCAGCGUCAAAGGUUGCUACGAAGCCAUCGGCGUACAAAGUCGUCAAGCCACCAUCGCGCAAACCGUCAGUCAUACAGAGGAAAGCGUCAAUCGCGAAGAAGAUUGUCACGAGCAAGAAGUAUCUCGACUCAGACGAUGAGGAUUCAGUGACAGAAAGUCAGACAGAAUCCUGGGUUCCAGCCGGUGGACAUCUCCCUUCCUCCACAACAGCAACCGGCACUGCCACCAACACGGCUUCGAAGUCGGUGGGAAUCGCUAGGAUUCCUGGUUGGAGAGUGGAGAAGUUCACGAAACAAUUAGGAGAGUUCUUGCUGAUGGAGGUGGUAACUGAUGAUGAUCUUUUCAAGGUCAGGGUCAAGACGGAGGAUGAAGGCUUGGAGGAGUUGACUGAUGUGUAUGUGCAAUUCGAGACUGCGGAGCGGGCGGAGGAGUUGAGAGGGAAAAUUGAUGGAAAAAUGCUGGAUGGGAGGAUGUUGAAAGUGGGGUCUGGGAAGAACUAA